AUGCAACGCCCACUUCUUCAUAGGUGGCUCGCUAUCCGGUCCUCACAUGGAGACUUUGACUGGUACCACCGGAGGUUUAACCAUGAGGAUGCCAGACUGAGUUGCUCUUGCGGAAUAAACAAGAGGCCCGAACACAUUGCGCUCUGCCGCCUAACGAAACGCCGCUUCCAGCAGUGGCCUCGCCGCCCCUCAGCCCGACCCUCGAAUAAGAGGGAGGCCGUCGCAUACCUGAAGUCACUAGAACCAUAG
Messenger RNA from Penicillium concentricum, 249 nucleotides. RefSeq lists its product as uncharacterized. The record is from RefSeq and is a predicted model, not a curated record. NCBI's taxonomy places the organism in Eukaryota, Fungi, Ascomycota, Eurotiomycetes, Eurotiales, Aspergillaceae. The transcript has a single exon. The coding region runs from base 1 to 249 and encodes 82 amino acids.